Seminavis robusta is the source of this 2519-nucleotide messenger RNA. The record is from the annotation of a GenBank genome assembly. NCBI's taxonomy places the organism in Eukaryota, Bacillariophyta, Bacillariophyceae, Naviculales, Naviculaceae.
GUUCUAUCUAUUCCCCUCUUUACAUGUACUAUAUUCGAUAUAGAGCCCUGAAGAGAAUAUUGCGCGAAACGGUCGGUCGUAAAGCCCAGAUCACUCUAGUAGACCCAUUUGUUGAAACAUGAUGAGGAAACAAGACCAAGUAAGUUUGACGUGAAAGAAUGAUCAAUUCGAAGAUGAUUCGAUUCGAUUCGAUUCGAUUCGAAUCAAGAAUCAAAGCAAACGAAGUUCAAACAAGCCGUAGAGCUGUUAAAUGUCACGUGUGGGGUAUCUGAGAAAUCUCAAAGAUACCGAAGGUGCGCUGCUGUUUUCCCAUUGCUAUUAUAGCGGUGGCUCGCUAGCUAUCUAGCUAGCUAGUAGCACCCAACAGACAUUCGCAAAAUCGGAAAGAAGAGUUUUGGAUAAACCGAGGCAACAGCACUGUUUGCUUCCUUCUUUCACUAGCAAAGCUACCCUGUUCGUUCCUCUAGUCUCAGUAUCAUAACUUAUUCACAUGUCGCUCUCAACAGACGAGAAACUGGCAAGCUCAGUUGGGUAUCAUACCGGUAGUAGCGAAAGUAAGGGGAGAAAGGACGACGAGAGGAACUUGUGGAUAUUGCCCGACGACAUGACGGAUUCUGGGCAAGCAGAGGAACACCAUCGACGGGCCCAGGCCGAGAUCUCGGAAGAGAAGGUUUGCAAGUUCUUCUUGCAUCUCAACACCACUUCAGCUCCGCCAGACUUUGAUCUAUACAAUGGGGUGGUCUUUCGCUUGAGGACCAAGAAUGUUGCAAUACAUAUCACUUCUCUGGAGCUGGAUUUGAAUGGGUACGAGAGUGCAGAAGUCAAGAUCUUCACCAAAGUUGGAGGAUACAAUGCAACGGCUGGAGUCUUUUCGGAUCCGUCUUCUUGGAAAGAAGUUACCACACCCACCGCCUUUGCCGUUGCCACAGCCGAACGAAGGAACAACAUCGUCCCUUUCGACGAGUUUGAACCCAUCGCUAUGGAACCCAAGGAAAGUCGACUCAUCUAUGUCGCCUUGCCUGCCGAUGUACCUUUGGUAAAGUCAGCUGAAGGAAUCGAUUUUAACGAAGAGUAUUCCCGCAACAGUGAGGUCAUUACGUAUGUGGGAUAUGGAGUCACGGGGUCGGAAUUCUUUGGAUCUGUCGUCGAGAAUAGACCCUUUCACGGCGUUGUGCACUACGAAACCAAGAUACCCUGUGAAGACCAGAGAGAUUCCUUUGCCAUGAAGUUGCCAUAUUAUGUAGAUCAAGUGGAUCCGCCCAGAAUUGUGGAAUCCCUUGUCCAGAGUGCCAUCAUCCAAGCUGUUUCCCAUGCCAUGUCCAGAGAUGCGAAGCUCAUUCGGAUGCAGAACAUUGGGGGCUUGCGUUUUCAGUUAGCUGAUACUUCUACUGAAAUGACUCCCCAAGAAGAACUCAAAGAACCCUGUCCAUUCAAGUGGGAAAACUGCACCAAAAUCGACGUCAACGUUCAUUUUGGACACGACGAACGGUUGCAACCCGGUCGUGUUCAUUAUGAAGUUCUCAGGUAUGCUACUGACUUCAAUGUCUCGGACCAGCCUUUCCAGCUUGGCUACGCGGGCAAGAUGCCCUUGUCGAUUGACUAUUUUAUCACAAUGGUGGGAGCACCCAAAUCGUUUGAGUUUGACUACGUUCAAGAAGCCUACUUUGGAGAGCAGACUACCAAGUUCCUCGCUGACAUGACAGGGCAAGAAAUUCUGGCGGCCGGGUUGGUCCCAACCAAGAGAAACGAUCCGGAUACUCAUCUGCUCGAAAGUGGGGAUAACAAUGACAAGAACCGUCGUGGGCUCCGUAACUUGCAGACUACCUCGGCCAAAGUACACGCAGCAAUCUAUGGUGCAUACCCUGCAUGGCCAGAGCCACAGCACGCGCUAUCCGUUCGAGGUGUGGACAGUAUGGCCACGGUCGAGAUCUUGCAGAGUGCUUUUGACGAUAAUGGCACUAUCUAUGUCCAGUACUUGAAGGAUGGUUUGCUGCGACCAGGGCCCAUAAACGAGGACGACCGAUCUGCGUUUUUUGCCGGUAUUACAGGAACCGACGCAGAGUUGGAUGAAGCGUCUCUGUGGAUGCCCACUGUGGCUCCCACCCAAGCUCCUACAAUGGACCCAGAUACCGAACCGGAAGUCUGGGGAAUGCCGCAGUCCACAUUGAAAAUUCUGGCAAUUCUAUUCAUUGCAAUUGGGGCUGCCAUGUGCCUUUUUUCGCUCUACUGGGAAUACCAAGCUCGGCAAGCCGACAAGGAGAAGUUGAAACGCAACGCUAGGGCUGCGCAGCGAAAGGUCGACAAGCUCCGUGCAGAGCAAUACAGAAGGAUUGCCGAGAAGAAAAAGAGGAUCCAGAACGGUGGCGGCAGGCAGGAUGACGACGACAACAAUAGUUUGACAGAACCCAUGAUCUCGUAGAAGGAUGUGGAUUGAGGUUUGCUUGAUUGCUCUUCUUGUUUCCUUUAGUUAAGGACCGUCCUGUUGUAAGCAUAAACAUAGAUUGAAUGCGUAACGAGUC